Podarcis lilfordi (Lilford's wall lizard) is the source of this 2017-nucleotide messenger RNA. The record is from the annotation of a GenBank genome assembly. NCBI's taxonomy places the organism in Eukaryota, Metazoa, Chordata, Lepidosauria, Squamata, Lacertidae.
AUGGUCAGAGUUUGGAGCCCAGCCGGGGCUGGCUGUGGGCAAGAUAUUUUCUGUUGUGAAUUACUGGUUGGUAACUUCCUCUGUUUUUAUUUUCCUUUCUGUCUCACAGGUUCUCAGGCAGGAAGGCAGAAGCAGAAACAAAUAUCCCUGGACAUUGUGGUAUGUUAAUUCCUUGGGGAAUUCAUUUCCCACAUAUUUAUUUAUUUAUAUUUCUAUACCGCUUUAUAUUUUUAAUAAAAAUCUCAAAGCGGUUUACAGCAUAAUAAAUCAAUAAAUCAAUAAAACACUAGCUGGGCGACAUUCCUCCGGCCUCAGGAGGAGCCUCUUCAGUAGGGCUGGCUGGUGGGUCUGGGCCUCGCCCCCCCAGGCCAGGUGGAAAGGGCCUUGCAGGGAGCGGCCUUCACCCUCCCACCUGCCCCCUAUGUCCUUCCGCUGGCUGGCCGCCCCCUGAUGUGGCUGGGGGGAGAGAAAAUAUGGAGGGUGAUCUGCCCCAGAAGAAAAUCUUUGGGGAGGGACCACGGGGCCCCUGUCCCCUAGAGUGGAUGCCUAUGGCAGGAGAGUAAAAUGUCCUUCUUCCUUCGCAGGGCCGUGGUUUGGGUGCGCCAGCCAAGCAGCAGCCCAGCGGUGCCACGUCUCAAACCAACAUCUGCAGGUAUGCUGUGCCCUUCUGUGGCAGGGGUGGGGCAGUCUGAGGAUGGCAUGGCCGGUGCCCUCACACUGGGCUAUUGCCUCAUAAGAAAAGGUUUUUAAUAGAGGGUGAAUUGAAUGGGUGGAGGGUUGGAGGAGAGGCAGAAAGAAGAGCUCAUUUGUCCGUGGCUAGGGGGCGUGAUCUGGACGGUUCUCCAGAGGCGCAAGAUCACCCAGCUAUGGCUCUUCCUACAGGGCGCCCUUGACAUUUGAGAGCCCAAAGUUGGCCCUUGGUUGGGCACAGUUCCAGAUUAAAACCUGUGGAGACCCCUAGGCAGUCAAAAUAUCCCUGGGCUCCUUGCAAAUCAUAUCCUGAUACGUUUUUGAUUUUAGCAACCAACAAUAAUUAAUAGGCAAAACAAACAGUACUUAUUCUGAUCCGUUGUUGCCUGGCCCAUAGGCCUACUCUGUCCAUUGAAUAAUCUGGCUCUGGUGGAGAUCAAUCCCAGAUUUCUCCCUGUCUCCCCCAAUCAUACUAACUGAGCUUGUUUCUUCCUUAGGCGAGAGGCUGGCCAGAGCAAAGGGGGAAAGGCUCCCAGCUCAGGUAAGUGGAAAUGCCAACUGAGUGCCCCAUAUUUUAGGAAUGCUUCCUUUCCGUGUCCCCUACCCUCAUGCCCCAGACUAGGGCUAGCAUGGCAGGGAGCCAGGCACCUGCUCAUGUUUCUUUUUUCUUUGCAGUGUGGGAGCCUUUCCCCAACACAUAUUUUGUUCUGGCCAAAUCCCUGGAGAGACGUGGCGAACGUCAGGUACGAGGGCAGAGGGAAUGAAGGGAUCUUUGUGGAACAUGUUUUGGGAGUCCUAGAAACACUCUCCCCACCUGUGGCUUCCAUUCUCAUGUGAUGUCCUUCUUCCUCCACAGGGCCACGCCUCCAGGGAUGAGGCUCCAGCGCCGGCUCCCGGAAUGAAGAACCGAGCAACAUCCCGGCGGUUCCCGGCUGUCGUCCCUCGCGGCGCGUCCCCACUGCCCCUCCUCCGUACGGGCAUGGCUCCAUCCCGGCCCGGUUUGGCACAGAAGCAGCAGCCAAAGUUUCCUCCCAUUAAAACAGCUUCUCAGGUGAGGGAGGAGACUUUGGCUGUUGCUUCUGUGCUAGGCCGGUCGGACGCCCGUACGGUGGAGAAGUGGGGAGCCCUGAUAAGAUCAGGUAAGUGGAAAUGCCCCUUCCCAGGUCCCCCACCCUCCUGCCCCAGACGGGGGCUAGCGUGGCUGGGAGACAGGCGCCUUCUGAUGUCUCUGUUUCCUUUGCAGCGAGGGAGAAGUUCAGCCGUGGAACCGCCGCAUUCCUCCGGGAGGGACUGGAGCCCAGACGAUGGCCUCUCGCCCCUGAGGUAA